This is a messenger RNA of Symbiodinium natans, 1380 nucleotides long. The record is from the annotation of a GenBank genome assembly. NCBI's taxonomy places the organism in Eukaryota, Dinophyceae, Suessiales, Symbiodiniaceae.
AUGACCAUCCGUGUCGGAUGCCAGACGAUAGCCGCAGCAAAGUUGAGCAACGGUAGCAGAGCGCCCUUUACAAUGAGGAGUGUUUUGGCUGUGUCGCUCUUGGGACUUGCGGCCGCCUCGAACCACACGCUGCGAGCCGGAGCUGCUGGGACGAGCCCCAUUGUCAUUCAGGGCAACAUGCUCUUCAAUGCCGCGGGCGAGCGCUUCUUCGCCAAGGGUGUUGCCUACAAUCCCCGGAACGGCAACUAUGGUCAGGUUCUUGGAACCCACAAGCCUGAGUGCAAGGCUGGUACCCCAAAGUUCCCGCCCCUGCCUUACUAUGGCGACCCAACAGCGGACGAGAUGGCAGACCAGUUCUCGGAGUACCUGCCCCUGAUCAAGAACCUUGGUGCUAACACCAUCCGCCUCUACAACAUCGACCCAGAGAAGUCGCACAGGAAGUUCAUGGAGCAAGCAGCAUCCUUGGGCAUUUACGUCUUGGUACCACUGACUAGGGGUGACUGGGGCUUCUUGCCAGCCCUUCCGAGCCCACAGUGCUAUCAUGCAGACCUCCCCGACUAUGGUCAUGUGGGCCUGAACCUGCUGACUUCGGCCAAGCUCAUCGUGGAUCAGUUCAGCCAGUAUGAGAACACGAUGAUGUUCGUUGUGGGCAACGAGAUUGAGCUUUUGGACAAGGAGGGCAUGGCAGCGUACCCUUGCGUGAAAGCUCUCACACGUGACAUUCACCGAUACCAGAAGGAGAAGGGGUACAGGAGCGUUCCCCUCAUCUAUUCUGACAAGGACCAGGGAAACAAGGACCGAGUGAACAUCGCGAACUACCUGACAUGUGCAUUGGAGAGCCCUGACGAUGCAGUGGAUGCCUUCGGGCUGAAUGCUUACUCCUGGUGCGAUCCAGCCUACGGCAGUUUCCAGUAUUCCCCAUAUCAGUCGAUCGUUGAUGACUUCGCGUCCUUUUCCAAGCCCUUUCUUUUCACCGAGUUCGGCUGCAACAUUGGUUCCUUUCAGUGGUCUUGUCCGGGCUACACGGGAGGCCGAACAUGGCCACAGGUCGGGGUCAUGAUGGAUCGAAUGAGCGACCUUGUCAGCGGGGCAGUGGCUUUCGAGUUCUCCAUGGAGAACAACGAGUUUGGGCUGGUGCUUACACCCGGAUUCCUCCAGGGUCAGAACACCGUCAAGCUGACCGACAGCUACUAUGCCCUGCAGAAGGAGUUCGAAACCCACAAGGUCAAGGCAUUUACGGCCCCGGCCCGCUCGGCACCUUCCCAGUGCAUCUCAAGAGAACUGGCAAACAAGAUGCAGCAGCAGAACCAUGUGAACCAAAUCUCGGACUGGUCGCGACUUCCUUCUACCCCAGUCAUGCCAGAGACAGUGUUCCCGUGA